CUUCAUAUUUCUCUGACGUGAGAAAGAAACUCUCAGAAGAGCAAGAAGUCAAGCGGACAUAAACCAAAACACACUCACACACUCAAGACGAGACAGAGCAGCGAGAGCAAGACAGGGACAUGAGGACCGUCCAGAGCCAAAGUCAGCAUGCGCAGCGCGGAGCCUCCAGCAGCCUGCACAGCCUCAGCAGCGGCGGCGUGAGUCCCCUCAGCACCGCCAGCGUCACCCUCACAGCCCUGCUCAUCAUCCUCACCAUCCCAGUCUGCCAAAGUGCUCCAGCAGAACUUCAGCAAGCCACAACAGAUCAGAGGCAGCUCCUCAGCCAGAUAGACGCUGUGUGCUCAUCCUACCUCUCUGCAGACCUGAAGUUUUGGGCAUCUGAUGUCUUAGGAGAACUCUGUGUCUUGAUGCUGGUUCAGAAGUCAAAGGAGCUGAAAGUGCGAGAAAAUAGUAAAAGGGCUGAACUCCAGGGACCUGGGGGAAUCCAGAGCAGAGGUUACUUCCUCUAUCGGCCACGAAAUGGAAGAAGAUCCUUAGAAUAUGAGUAAAUUAAAGAGUCGCCACCUCUGGAGCUGAGUGUACAGAGACAACACAGACCCUGAGACCCCGAGCCGCUGCACCACGACUGAGUGAUCCAGACUUUAACCACAGCCCUCUGCCACUGCUGUACAGUGAUGUCUGAAUGUACA
Epinephelus moara (kelp grouper) is the source of this 689-nucleotide messenger RNA. RefSeq names its product neuromedin U (gene nmu). Gene Ontology annotation, biological process: regulation of smooth muscle contraction. Gene Ontology annotation, molecular function: neuromedin U receptor binding. NCBI's taxonomy places the organism in Eukaryota, Metazoa, Chordata, Actinopteri, Perciformes, Serranidae. The coding region runs from base 120 to 548 and encodes 142 amino acids. The transcript has 8 exons. The record is from RefSeq and is a predicted model, not a curated record.